Molecule: messenger RNA, 6535 nt
Organism: Amphiprion ocellaris (clown anemonefish)
Lineage: Eukaryota; Metazoa; Chordata; Actinopteri; Pomacentridae
Gene: cluha
Product: clustered mitochondria (cluA/CLU1) homolog a
Exons: 27
Coding region: 209-4411 (1400 amino acids)
Biological process (GO): intracellular distribution of mitochondria
Cellular component (GO): cytoplasm
Molecular function (GO): mRNA binding; protein binding
Source: RefSeq, a predicted model, not a curated record
GAGGAGGGGAGGAGUGAACCACGUGUGUUCAGCACCAUGUACAGCGCUGUCCUUCCUCGGUAGACUUGUUUUUGUAGGCUUGUACCCUUCGCAUGUAGCCAGCCAGCCUUAGCCGGAGAAGCAGACUUUUCUUUCUUUUUGGCAUUUUCACCAACACACUUCACGCAAAGCUGCCGGGGGAUUUCUGUCGCCACACUGACUGCCGACCAUGGUGAGCAAGACAGAUGACAUCCCGGCGUCAGUGCCUAACUGUAAUCCGGCUGAUCUGGCGGAUGAAGCCGGGGAUGGAGCCCCGGACGGCAAAGAGGGCAGCAAGACGCGUGUGAAGGAUCCCUGCGGCUGUGGGAACAGUGCAGAUACAGCCAUGGUGAAUGGUGACGGGGCUCAUGAACACACGGAGGAGGCUGAAUCGAAGCAGGACAGGAAUGGCGAGGCGGAUGGAGGGGAGGAGUCUAAUGAGCAGGAGGUGAUAGUGAUCCAGGACACCGGCUUCACCGUGAAGAUCCAGGCACCGGGAACAGAACUGUUUGACCUGCAGGUGUCCCCUCAGGAAAUGGUGCAGGAAAUCCAUCAGGUGUUGAUGGACCGCGAGGACACCUGCCACCGAACCUGCUUCUCUCUGCAGCUGGAUGGAAACGUGCUGGACAACUUUGCUGAGCUCAAGUCCAUCGAGGGCGUGCAGGAGGGCUCGUUGCUCAAAGUGGUGGAAGAGCCCUACACGGUGCGUGAAGCUCGCAUCCAUGUGCGUCACAUCAGAGACCUGCUGAAGAGUCUGGACCCCUCAGACGCCUACAAUGGAGUGGACUGCAACUCCCUCUCUUUCCUCAGCAUCUUCACUGACGGAGACCUCGGAGAUAGUGGAGAGAGGAAGAAGAAGGGCAGCGAGCUGGAGCAGAUCGACUGCACCCCCCCAGAGCACAUCCUGCCCGGCAGCAAAGAGCGCCCCCUGGUGCCCCUCCAGCCACAGAACAAGGACUGGAAGCCCAUGCAGUGCCUGAAGGUCCUGACCAUGAGCGGCUGGAACCCUCCACCUGGAAACAGGAAGAUGCACGGUGACCUCAUGUACCUGUACAUUGUGACUGUGGAGGAGCGCCAUGUCAGCGUCACCGCCUCCACACGUGGCUUCUACCUCAACCAAUCUACUACCUACACCUUCAACCCCAAACCAGCCAAUCCCAGCUUCCUGAGCCAUUCACUGGUUGAGCUGCUGAGCCAGAUCAGCCCUGCCUUCAAAAAGAACUUCACUGCCCUGCAAAAGAAGAGAGUGCAGAGACACCCGUUUGAGAGGAUAGCGACGCCUUUCCAGGUGUACAGCUGGACCGCUCCGCAGGUAGACCACGCCAUGGACUGUGUUCGAGCUGAGGACGCCUACACCUCUCGCCUGGGUUAUGAGGAGCACAUACCUGGACAGACCAGAGACUGGAACGAGGAGCUGCAGACCACCAGAGAGCUUUCUCGGAAGAACCUGCCUGAGCGACUGCUGAGAGAGAGAGCUAUAUUCAAGGUCCACAGUGACUUUGCAGCAGCUGCCACUCGAGGCGCCAUGGCAGUAAUUGAUGGCAACGUAAUGGCCAUCAACCCUGGUGAAGAAACUCGCAUGCAGAUGUUCAUCUGGAACAACAUCUUCUUCAGUCUGGGCUUCGAUGUGCGGGACCACUAUCGUGAGCUGGGUGGCGAUGCAGCUGCCCACACUGCCCCCACCAAUGACUUGAAUGGAGUACGGGCUUACGGGGCAGUGGAUGUGGAGGGUCUGUACACCUUGGGAACAGUAGUGGUGGACUACAGAGGCUACCGGGUCACAGCUCAGUCCAUCAUCCCAGGAAUCCUGGAGCGCGAGCAGGAGCAGAGCGUCAUCUACGGCUCCAUCGACUUCGGAAAGACGGUUGUGUCUCACAGCAAAUAUCUGGAGCUGCUGGAUAAGACCAGCAGGCCACUAAAGGUCCAGCGUCACAGUGUGCUGAAUGACAAGAACGACAUCGUGGAGCUGUGCUCUUCUGUUGAAUGUAAAGGCAUCAUUGGGAAUGAUGGCAGACACUAUAUUCUGGACCUCCUUCGUACCUUCCCUCCUGACCUCAACUUCCUGCCUGUGGACGGAGAGGAGCUGCCUCCAGAGAGUCAGCGCCAAGGCUUCCCCCGCCAACACCGCCACCGUCUGGCCUGCCUACGCCAGGAGCUCAUCGAGGCCUUUGUUGAGCACAGAUAUCUCCUCUUCAUGAAGAUGGCAGCAUUACAGCUCAUGCAGCAGAAAGCAAACAAGGACUCAAACAAGACUGACACACCCUCCAUCACAGAAACCUCAGAAACAUCCACAGAGUGCAAGGCUGAUACAGCCCAGACACAGACCACUGCUACAGAUUCUUCUAAUGCAACAGAAGUGUCCACAGAUUUCACAAAUCAGACAGAAAACGCCACCUCUGCUGCCUCACAAGCAGAAACUGAAGAAAUCUCCUUGAAAUCCGCAACAAAUGGGCCUCUAGACCCAGCAGCCACUCAGAAUGGGGAAUGCAAGAGCCCAUUGGAGGGUAAGGAGCUUGAGGAAAGUAUUCCAGGAUUAGCUCAGGCCAAAGAGCUUGCGGAGACCUUAGUUGCCGAAGAUGGAUCUGGUAUUGAUCCCAAAAGUCGUGAGGUGGUCCUCAAUGCCUGCAAGGCGGUGGGCUCCAUCAGCAACACAUCUUUUGAUAUUCGUUUCAACCCAGACAUCUUCUCUCCAGGAGUUCGUUUCCCAGAUGACAGCACAGACGAUGUCCAGAAGCAGAAGCAGCUCCUCAAAGACGCUGCUGCCUUCCUGGUGUCCUGUCAGAUCCCAUCACUGGUGAAAGACUGUUUGGACCACAGCGCUCUGCCCAUGGACGGAGUCACACUAACAGAGGCCUUGCACCAGAGAGGCAUCAAUAUUCGCUAUUUGGGCACAGUUCUGGAGUUUGUGGAUAAGACCCCUGCCAAAGCCCAGCUACAGCACUUCUAUAGAAUAGGAAUCAGUGACCUGAUCACCAGAUGUGCAAAGCACAUCUUCAAGACAUACCUCCAGGGUGUGGAGUUGUCUGCCCUCUCAGCUGCUGUAAGCCAUUUCCUAAACUGCUUCUUGAGCUCCUUCCCUGACGCCGUCGCCCACCUCCCUCCCGAUGAGCUGGUGUCACGCCGCAAAAGCCGCAAACGUCGCAACAGGGUCCCCGGCAGCGGCGACAACACGGCGUGGGCCAGUCUGACGCCCAGCGAGCUGUGGAAGAACAUUGCCUCUGAGGCACAAAGCUACUAUCACUUCACCGUACAGUGUGAAAGCGUCGAUCAGGUGGUGGAGAAAUAUGGCCUUCAGAAAAUCACUCUGCUCAGAGAAAUUUCAAUCAAAACUGGCAUCCAGAUCCUGAUAAAGGAGUACAACUUUGACAGCCGCCACAAGCCUGCCUUCACAGAGGAGGACAUCCUGAAUAUUUUCCCUGUUGUGAAGCACGUAAACCCCAAAGCCUCAGACGCCUUCCACUUCUUCCAGAGUGGACAGGCCAAAGUGCAACAAGGUUUCCUGAAGGAGGGCUGUGAACUGAUCAACGAGGCUCUUAACCUCUUCAACAAUGUGUACGGAGCCAUGCAUGUAGAGAUCUGUGCCUGCCUGCGCCUGCUGGCUCGCCUUAAUUACAUCAUGGGAGACCACCCCGAGGCUCUCAGCAACCAGCAAAAGGCUGUUCUGAUGAGUGAGAGAGUCCUCGGCAUCGAGCACCCCAACACAAUUCAAGAAUAUAUGCACUUGGCUCUGUACUGCUUCGCUAACGGCCAGCUUUCAACCGCCCUGAAGCUGCUUUAUCGUGCUCGUUACCUCAUGUUGUUGGUUUGCGGGGAGGAUCACCCAGAGAUGGCACUUCUAGACAGUAACAUCGGGCUGGUGCUGCAUGGAGUGAUGGAGUAUGAUUUGUCUCUGAGAUUCCUGGAGAACGCCUUGACCAUCAACACGAAGUACCACGGACCCCGGUCCCUCAAAGUGGCCCUCAGCCACCAUUUGGUUGCGAGAGCGUACGAGAGCAAGGCUGAGUUCCGCUCUGCACUACAGCACGAGAAGGAGGGCUACACUAUUUACAAGAACCAGAUGGGUGAGGCACAUGAGAAAACCAAGGAGAGUUCGGAGUAUCUGAAGUAUCUCACCCAGCAGGCUGUAGCUCUGCAGAGAACCAUGAAUGAGAUCUAUAAGAACGGCUCCAAUGCCAGCAUCAUGCCUCUCAAGUUCACUGCCCCCAGCAUGGCAAGUGUCCUGGAGCAGCUCAACAUCAUCAACGGCAUCAUCUUUAUACCACUCAGUCAAAAAGAUCUGGAGAACCUGAAGGCAGAGGUGCAGAGGCGACAGCAGCUGCAGGAGCUUGGAAAGAGCGAGGAACCCACUGAGGACAGCCCACUGGAGCUAGAGGAUAAAAUCCCCAUUGAUUAAUAUCUAAAAGCCCUCAAUACAGCUACUUUCUGCUAUGGGGGGGAAAAAGAGCGGCCGUGAUGCAACAGUCAAGUCACUGAGCCUGUGGACCCGAGAACCGAGCAGUCUAAAUCAGCAAUGAAAUAAAAAAGGGGAGGGUGGGGGUCAGGGCAGUCCAGAGAAAAACUGUAUGAACUGUAGGACUAAAGGAAUACAGAGCAGGAGUUUCCUACAAGGUAGGAAGAGUAGCGAGGAGAAAGUACAAACGACAUAGAAUCAAUGUAAUGUGCAAUCUGAAAAAUCCCCAGCCCAAGAACCUGGUGAGGAAGUCACUGAAGGUGGUAGCUGCUUAGAAAUAUGAUUCGGUUUGAAAGAGUGAUGCAGCCUGGAGGGGUAGGAGACCAAGAAUGACCAUGACAUUCUAUACCAUAGCCUUAUCCAUUGUACUUUAAUCCCUAAGUCAUGCUUCUACUCAGCUUCCCACAACACUGUUAGCCUAGGACCAUUAUUUUGCCCCACCACUGCCUAAAGAGCCCCACAAACCCCCAGGGCAUGUAGCGCCCCCCUCCCACCCCCAAAUGGUGCUCUAAAUGAUACAGCACUUACCCUGUCCUAGAACUCAGGGGUACUUUCUACUGUGCACUAAGACCAGAAUACAGCUACUAAAUUAGAGAUUUUUUCAACUGGGGCUUGAGAAUGUAAAUUCCUCUUCUUUUGUGGCUUCUUUGAGCCACUUUGCAGCAAUCACCCAUCAUCCUUACACAUCCCCCCGAUGUUGAAUUAAUUUAAUCCCUCGAUCAUUUGUACUUACGACAUCCCAGGUGGGUGCCAGCUGUGUCCUAUGGUUCCUGUUUCUCUGAGCGAACAAACAACACAGAGACACGUUAGUGAGCUUCCAGCCGACCAUUCAGCUUGACUUCAUCUGCUGGUUUUUUUUCCUUUUUCUUUUUUAGUAAAUAAAAUGGAUUUUUGUAAAAUGCACAAGAGAAUUAAGAAGGUAUUUUAUGCCUGUUGAUCAUCAGUUAAUUUAAGCCAUGUCUGUUUUAUAGAAAAUGUAUAGAAGUGGAAAAAGAUGUAUAAAUCUCUACUGGAUUUAAACAGGUACUUGAUUGAUGUUGAUGGGAAAGCGCAGAUUUGAGAAACAUCCACCUUGAACAAGUAGAUUUAUCUAUCUAUAUACUAGCUGUGUUCAAUCUUCUAUUUUUACACACUGAAAGAAAAUAUGUGCAUGUAUGUAUGUUUGACUGUGUGUGUGCGUGCGUGCGUGUGUGUCUUUGUGUAGUCUGACAGAAAAUCUAUCGGCCAGGGCUGUUGCUGCUUUUGCUGCUGCAUAGUUUGAAUAGAGGCUAAGCAAACAUUGGCUUUCCACAUGUUUUAUAUUCCUACACACAGUUGUCCUGUCAAAUGGCUGAUGUCUCUUUUCUUUAAACAUUCAUGGCCACCAGUGUUGUAAAUCUGCUUAUGUAUGAAGUUGGUUCUGACAUUAACCUCGCCGUUGGACAGGUGCUCACCCUUGGCAGUUGUGACACAUUUAUUGUUGCUGGGUGUUUUUCUUUCUUAUUGUUUUUGUUUCCUUUUACUGGGUCAUCUUUUCAUAUGUAACCAAGACUAAAAGCCAGCCAGGAGUGAGCAGUUUCAGUGCACUUUCUCGUGCUGUGUGUUAAUAUAAUCAUACACCAAAAGUGGAUAAAAAAGAAGGGCUGCUUCGGUCUGAUGUACCAAAAAAGACUGAUAAAGGUUUGUUUGCGCUUGUAUACAUGCAAUGUAUCCCUCCCAUGGCAAUUUGUUACUUAAUUGUUGCCGUGUGUAGAUGUUAAUGAUUAAAGCAAUAGAGAGAUGGUGCCAGAGCUGAUUGUUCUGAGAAAAUGCAGUCUGUUUGACACAAGACGUGCAAGAUGGACUACUUACUGUACCGCCUGAAUUACCUGACAAUAAAGGAGCCGCAUACAGAAACAAAAGGCGACCUCUUCAGACCAGGAGAUGAGGUUACUACAGUGAUUAUCCAGAUUGUGCUCUUAAAACAUGAUGUCACAACAUCAGUAGCAGAGCAUGGUGUGUAUGUGCCUAUUAUUUAAGUGUCUGAAUGGCAGUAAUAAUAGGUUUAAAGAAACUUUACAGGUUAUAAAGAUGAAAUAUGAAUCCUGA